Molecule: messenger RNA, 1881 nt
Organism: Alternaria ethzedia
Lineage: Eukaryota; Fungi; Ascomycota; Dothideomycetes; Pleosporales; Pleosporaceae
Exons: 3
Coding region: 1-1881 (626 amino acids)
Molecular function (GO): aldehyde dehydrogenase (NAD+) activity
Source: RefSeq, a predicted model, not a curated record
AUGGCGUUUCAGGGUCCAGGCGGCCAGGAUCGGACUUUCUUGGACCACGCGCCAUCUGGUCAGACCGUCAUCGGCAACAUGGACCGCAUUACCGCACGCGCUGACAACGACUUCAAUGUCGCCUUGUAUGGCGCACUCUGGAUAGCCGCACUCUCUUUCAUCUGGAUUACUUGUCGUGCUGAUCCCGAGGAGCCUGUCAAGUAUGAAGUCGACACACCUGAGCAGGCUCGCAAAGGAUGGAAGGGCCAGGUGCUUGAGAAGCCGCAGUUGAAGGUACCGGGCUCUUCCCUGAUCCAAUGCUACGCUCCCGCGACUGGUGAAGCCCUCGGGCGCAUCAACCCCUCCACAGCCGACGGCAUCGACCGCGCAAUCGCCAAAGCCAAGGCAGCCCAGGUACAAUGGGCUCAGACAAGCUUCCUCAGGCGGCGAAAGGUGCUGCGCACUAUGCUCAAGUUCAUCCUGGAGAACCAAGAAGAAAUUGCGCGGGUCGCAUGUCUGGACUCAGGCAAGACUAUGGUAGACGCGAGUCUGGGCGAGAUUCUGGUGACGGUGGAGAAGCUGAGGUGGACGAUCAAACACGGCGAAAAGAGUCUCAAGGCUGAGAAGAGGGACACCAACUUCCUCAUGAUGUACAAGUGGAAUGAGGUUGUUUAUGAGCCGCUGGGCGUCGUUGCGGCUUGCGUGAGCUGGAACUACCCCUUCCACAAUCUCAUAAGCCCCGUAAUAGCCUCCAUCUUCGCCGGUAAUGCCAUCAUCGUCAAAGGCUCGGAAGCGACUGCCUGGUCUUCGUCAUACUUCGCUUCAAUUGCUACUCGCGCCCUUGAAGCAUGCGGUCAUUCGCCCGACAUCGUUCAGUCUGUCGUCUGCUGGCCUGACGUCGCCGAUCAUCUUACUUCGCAUCCGUCGAUAUCACACAUAACCUUUAUUGGAUCGCGACCGGUAGCACACCAUGUUUGCGCAUCGGCGGCGAAGGCACUGACACCAGUGUGCGUAGAAUUGGGCGGCAAAGACCCGGCGAUAGUACUGGAUGACCUAUCCAACAGCGACUUCAAGCGCGUUGCCAGUAUCCUCAUGAGGGGCACGUUCCAGUCUGCAGGCCAGAACUGUAUCGGCAUCGAGCGCGUAAUCGCCCUACCCAAAGUCUACGACCGCUUCAUCGAGUACCUCACACCCAAGAUCCAGGCACUCCGUCCAGGCUCCAUUCUCAACAACACCUCAGACGCACCCAUCGACAUCGGCGCAUCGAUAUCCGACGCGAGCUACACGAAGCUCGAAGAGCUCAUCCAAGAUGCCGUCAACAACGGCGCCCGCCUCCUAGCAGGUGGAAAACGCUACACCAACCCCGAUCACCCGCAAGGCCACUACUUCACACCCACCUUCAUCGCCGACGUAACCCCAACCAUGAAGAUCGCACAAACCGAACUCUUCGCCCCCGUCUUCCUCCUCAUGCGUGCCGAAUCCGUCACAGACGCCAUCACAAUCGCCAACAGCACCACCUACGCCCUCGGCUCCUCUGUCUUCGGCACCUCGACCCGCGACCUCGAACUCGUCGUCCGCUCCCUACAAGCCGGUAUGGUUGCCGUCAACGACUUUGCAGUCUACUACAUGGUUCAGAUGCCAUUUGGCGGUACAAAGGGUAGUGGCUAUGGGCGCUUUGCGGGUAAAGAGGGACUGAGGAGUUUGUGUAAUCAGAAGAGUAUUACGAGGGAUCGGUGGGCUUGGGCGGGGAUUAAGACGGCGAUUCCGCCGCCUAUGGAUAUUCCGUUGAGAGGGGAGGGCGCGGGGGAGAAGGCGUGGAAGAUGGCGGAGGGGAUUGUUUGGUUGGGGUAUGGGGAUUUGAGGGGGAAGGUUAGGGGGUUGAGGGGUGUGUUGGGGGUGUAG